AAAUCCCCUCCUUCGAAGCGUCACCGGCUAAAUCAAUAAACAGUCGUAAUUAAAGACAACCUUCUUAGCAUUCCCUAAUAAUUUCCACAAAGUAGCUGAAUUUGAGACCAUUUAAUCCCCAAUCUUCACCCACGAUCUCUAAACCCCAAUCACUUGUUGAUAAUUUGAGUGAUCUCAAACCUAAUCACCACUCAAAGUAGACUCAAAUUUCGGUUUCGGCAAAAUGCAGUUCUUUGGAAGCGCAGAGAUCAGUCCAUCACCGCCAGUGCCGACGACCUCCGGCAACAAUGCUCACAUGAUGUACGUGUUUAAUAGGAACGGUGUGUGCUUGCUUUACAGGGAAUGGAAUCGCCCUCUUCGCACACUCAACGCCCAACAAGAUCAUAAGCUCAUGUUCGGUCUCCUCUUCUCUCUCAAAUCAUUGACGGCCAAAAUGGAUCCCACAAGUGCAGAGAGGGGAAACCUGGGGGUGCCUCAAUUACCUGGACAAGGUUGUUCGUUUCACAGUUUUCGUACUAAUACAUACAAACUUAGUUUUAUGGAAAGUCCAUCUGGUCUAAAGCUUAUAUUGAUCACUCAUCCUAGGACUGGUGAUCUACGACAAUCCCUAAAGUACAUUUACAAUUUAUAUGUUGAAUAUGUUGUCAAGAAUCCUCUGUAUACACCAGGAGCUCCAAUUAGGUGUGAGCUGUUUAAUACAUCUCUGGAUCAAUAUGUAAGGAGUAUUGCUAGUAUUUCAAGGUAGCAAUCCAUGAUCAGACCAUAUGAAAUAUGAAAUAUCUGGAUUAUUUCUGGUAGUCUGAACUGGUAUGCUUGCUUGGGCACACCAAUAGAAUUGGUUUAGGUGUAUGCUUAUUUAAUUUCCUGUCUGGUGGCAGCCAAUUUCUGUUAAGACAGAUUGUGAGGAGAGAUUCUAUCAUUUUAGUUCGUUG
Molecule: messenger RNA, 932 nt
Organism: Pistacia vera
Lineage: Eukaryota; Viridiplantae; Streptophyta; Magnoliopsida; Sapindales; Anacardiaceae
Product: trafficking protein particle complex subunit 1
Exons: 5
Coding region: 224-745 (173 amino acids)
Biological process (GO): endoplasmic reticulum to Golgi vesicle-mediated transport
Cellular component (GO): TRAPP complex
Source: RefSeq, a predicted model, not a curated record